CGGCCACCAACAUUGGCCCAAUCGUCGAGAGUGAUGGUAACAAUCGAACUGGCGAUCUUCUUCGUCAUUUCCAAAGUCGACUGCCGAUCCUCCCAUACCACCCACUACGAUGCAAGUAUCGAUGUCCAACAUGGCGGCGUUGCCGACGGCGAUGGCGCCGAUUAACACGCCUCCGCGCACGGCCUUUGUCUUUGGCUGGGACAACUUUCUGUGUCCCUCGACGUGGCUGCACCAGACGCUUGCGAUCCACCCGAACCAGCUCCAGCAUCCGGUGCUGCGCCAGCAGCUCGCGGUCCUCGACACGUACAUAGUAGCGCUCCUCACGCAGGCGCGCGCAAUGGGCCCCGUCUUCGUCGUCUGCGACUCGACGAACGACACGCAGUCGCUGUGCCAGACGUACCUGCCGCAAUGCAUGAGCCUCUUUCUUUCGACCGACGUCCGCGUCGUCGCUGGCAACGACGGCCACAACCCCCUCGACGUCAUCUGCGCCAACCAUCUCGGCAUCUCGACGAGCAUGUUUGCGCCCCAGAGCACGCUGGCGGUGCUCGGCCUCCCGCAUCUGCGCGAGACGUGCUUCCGCAUGGCGUACCGCGACCUCGUCGUCAACAAGGUCGUGUGCAGUGCCCGACCGUCGCCGACCGUCGACGAAGCUUGCCACCAGCUCCAGCUCAUGGGCAGCGGCCUCCUCGGCGUCGUCGCGCACCACACGUCCGCGCUCGACAUGGUGCUUUAGUCGCGAAGGUUGCAUCUCGUCGGUAACUGUGAUGGUGUAAUUGUGUGUGUACUGUCGUCGUUGCGCAUCCCAGUACUCAAUCCCG
Saprolegnia diclina VS20 is the source of this 818-nucleotide messenger RNA. RefSeq lists its product as hypothetical. The transcript has a single exon. Lineage: Eukaryota; Oomycota; Saprolegniomycetes; Saprolegniales; Saprolegniaceae. Bases 110 to 733 code for a protein of 207 amino acids. The record is from RefSeq and is a predicted model, not a curated record.